GGCUCUAGGCCGCCCGUCGUUACGAAAUAAAAGCGCGAAUAGCAGCGUGCUUUGUCUUUUUAGUAAGUACGUCUUGUUCCUGGCUUCUGCACGCUGUUCCAAGCGUCAGGCUGACCGUAUGUAAUCAGUUUGGCUACUCGAACGAGAAGGUGCACUGAAUGCGUUGAAUUAACACACAUGUCCUCCUCUUCCCCCGGCAGGUAUCAAAACAAAGGAAGUGGGGUUGUUCUGGGCGCUCUUUUUUAGUAACUUUUUAUCUUCAGUUGUAUAUUGAACGAUAUACGUGUAAUAGCGAAAUGUCCUCAAAGAAAAAAACGAAGAGAAAUUCCAGAAGUAAAUUCAAUGACUACAAAGUUGGAUCCCAUUCUCGAAGGAAAUUACUUCCACCUGAGGAACCAGAUAUUUCAAGGAUAUUGAAGGUAGCAGAAACCGAGGAACUUGGGGAGCCUGAUGAUUCGUUUGAUCACCCUUUGCACAGUACUGCUGUGGAUGCUUAUGGAGAAGAACAUUCAGAGAAUGAGUCACUUAGUGAUUUGUCAGGUCUACAGAGGAAAAACACAGAAAAAAGUAAAAGAACGCAUCACUUGAAAAUGUCUGAAGAUGAUAUUUACAAAUUCAAGACAGGUGAUUCUGAAGAUGAACCCCUUAAGGAGAAUAUGGUAUCGAGACUGUCCAAGACCACUGUAAUGAAACCGAAGCUACCAUCCGCGUUGACAUCAAGGAAUGGUGCUUCAGCAAACAGUGAACUGGGUGAAAAGAAAAAGAUGAACGUCCAAAAGAAGGCUCAGAAUACUACUGAACUCCUAGAGAAAAGGAAGAAGCGGCCUUCAGAGAAGAGUGCGUUAGUUCCUUGUGUUGAUGAUAGCCCAGGUUCUGUACAGGUUUGGUGUCCCAAAGGGCUGAAGAGAUUUCCUAAAGAUAUUACAGAACUGGAUGUUGUUCUUGCUGAAUUUGAGAAGAUAGCAGCAGAUUACAAACAAAGAGUAGACUCUAAGAUUUGCAGAAAAGCUAUCGAUGGCUUCUGUUCCGGUUUCAAGGACCAAAUCACUGAUCUUAUAACAGAAGUCCAGGAAUUAAAGAAUACGAAGAGAAAAAAUGCUAAGGUGAUAACGGACAUCAAAAAGAAAAGGCAGCGACUGUUGCAAGUCAGAGAAGAGUUAAUGGGAACUGAACCACAACUGAAACAGCUGCAAAGAGAAUAUGCUCAGUUACAGGAGAGGAAAUCUUCCCUGAGGCAUGCAGCUCAAUUCCUUACUGAUUUAAAAGAGCUACAGCAAGACUGUUUGGAUUACAGAGAAGAAAACCCUACAGAAAAAGUGGUAUAUGGAAUGUCCAGCCUUCCUGCUCUUCUGGUGGAAUCACGGAGAAUUGUAGCAAUGGAAAGGCACUUCAAGAACAUUAAUACAAGAUUGCAAGAGGCACUGAACGUACAAAGAGCAAAGUUACCAAAGAAACAUUAAGUGCUUUUUAAUGGACUUUCUGAAAUUAAUUAGGAACAGUUAUUAGAAUGGACAGUGAUUAAAGUAUGUCUAACCAUUACUGCUGUACUUUGCUUCAAUGCAUACGAGAAAUGCAACUUAAUCAGAAACUAUCUUUCUACUGUUAAGAACUUAUUCAAAGAGUGUCAGUAAAAAUUAAUAAGAUACUAACUCCAGUUAAUAUCA
This is a messenger RNA of Struthio camelus australis, 1664 nucleotides long. NCBI's taxonomy places the organism in Eukaryota, Metazoa, Chordata, Aves, Struthioniformes, Struthionidae. The record is from RefSeq and is a predicted model, not a curated record.